Pseudogymnoascus verrucosus is the source of this 1634-nucleotide messenger RNA. RefSeq lists its product as uncharacterized. The record is from RefSeq and is a predicted model, not a curated record. Gene Ontology annotation, cellular component: proteasome regulatory particle. Bases 168 to 1634 code for a protein of 488 amino acids. Lineage: Eukaryota; Fungi; Ascomycota; Leotiomycetes; Thelebolales; Thelebolaceae. Gene Ontology annotation, biological process: proteasome-mediated ubiquitin-dependent protein catabolic process. The transcript has 3 exons.
CCCAGGAUACGCGGCGCUAGUGUUGCCUCGCGGUGUGAGCUUGUGAGCUUCUGGCCCAAAAGGCGAUUACAGCAUCACCAAACACACCCACGACCUCACAAUCGAACCGCGUCCCCAAUCUCUACCAUCUCCGACCCAACUCUCCACCUCCAGGUUCGAACUUCACCAUGGGUUCCGAACCGCAAUACGCGAAAUACCCCCUCCUCCCUCUCGCCCAGAACAUCUUCACCCUCACAAACGCAGCCGCGCCAAAAUCCGUACAGCAAGCUUCCCUCAAGAGCCUUCAAGAUGCCAUCUCCGAACACAAGAUGGCGCCGCUGUACAAGUACCUCGCACAUCCUACAGAGGGCGUCUUAAAUGGAUCGGGCCAGAGCACGUCGUCACAAUCGACCAAGCCUGCGGGACGGAAACCGAGCGUGGGAAUGGUGACUAGCAAGAACGCCGUGUCUCAGGUUGACCUACCGUGGGACGAGGCUCUGUAUGAGAAGCUGAAGAAGGAUAACGAUGAGGAGCUGGAGAAGUUCCAGAAGGAGGAAGAGGAUGCUGAGGAGCAGGCUGGCGAGACAGAGAUCCAGGCAGCUCGGGGGAAGAGGGCUGAGUUCUACGCACGAGUUGGUGAUAAGGACAAGGCAAUUGCAGGCUACGAGGCAGUUUUCGAAAAGACGGGCGUGUUGGGCACAAAGAUCGACCUGGUCCUCGCGAUUAUCCGCCUUGGACUCUUCUACGGCGACAAGGUCCUCGUCAAGAAGCAAGUCGAGCGAGCAUCGACCCUGGUGGAGAGCGGAGGUGACUGGGACCGCCGCAACCGCCUAAAGGCCUACGAAGGCCUGCACCUCCUCACCGUGCGCGACUACAACCAGGCCGCACCUCUCCUCCUCGACAGUCUCUCCACCUUCACCAGCUACGAGCUGUGCUCCUACUCCAACCUCGUUGUAUACUCAGUCCUCGCCGGCUCCGUAUCACUCAAGCGCGUCGACUUCAAGUCAAAGGUCGUUGACGCCCCCGAAAUCAAAGCCAUCCUCGGCGAGGGCGAAGACAAGCUCUCCGCGCUCUCCGGCGCUCUCUCCGCUGGCCCCGGAUCCAACAGCGACGCCGACAUGCACGACGCGCCUUCGCACGCCAAGACAGCCGUCAACCUGACGACUCUCGGCUCCGGGUCAGCCGACCACCCCGAGACCGAGGCGCCGGUUGACUUCUCGCCGCUGGCGCAGCUGGUCAGCAGCCUGUACACGGGCAGCUACCGCUCGUUCUUCGGCGCGCUCGCGGCCGUCGAGGAGAGCUUCCUCACGCAGGACCGCUACCUGUACGAGCACCGCGGGUGGUUCGUGCGCGAGAUGCGACUGCGCGCGUACCAGCAGCUGCUGCAGAGCUAUCGCGUCGUAGGGCUCGAGAGCAUGGCUAACGACUUUGGCGUCUCGGUGGAUUUCCUCGAUCGUGACCUGGCGAAGUUCAUCGCGGCGGAUCGUAUCCCUUGUACGAUCGACCGCGUGACGGGGAAGGGGGUGAUCGAGACGAAUAGGCCGGAUGAUAAGAAUAAGCAGUAUAAUGAUGUGGUCAAGCAGGGGGAUCAGCUGAUCACGAAGUUGCAGAAGUAUGGGCAGGCGGUGAGGCUGAGGGGGAGUGAGAGGGCUUAG